Molecule: messenger RNA, 1225 nt
Organism: Paramisgurnus dabryanus
Lineage: Eukaryota; Metazoa; Chordata; Actinopteri; Cypriniformes; Cobitidae
Gene: mrnip
Product: MRN complex interacting protein
Biological process (GO): mitotic G2 DNA damage checkpoint signaling
Cellular component (GO): nucleus
Molecular function (GO): chromatin binding
Source: RefSeq, a predicted model, not a curated record
AGAAGAGCGGCGGCGGCAAGCAUAAAAUUACUGUAAAUUACUCUGUGUGAAAUGUAAACAUUAAUCAGCCAUGGUUCAAGAGUUUCAUGUAUUGAGAUGCUUUUCGUGUCAAAUCUUUCAAGUACAGCAGGUCAAGAAGAGUAAGAAAUGGCAAUGUAAAGUGUGUGGUGAGAAGCAGUCAGUUUUAAAGGAGUAUGGUCGUGGUGCUGCUGCUGACUGCAGACGUCAUGUUCAGAAACUGAAUUCUCUGCGUGGAGAGCUGCUGGAGGUGAACAGAGAAAAUGUUUUGUCACAAUGGGAGCAGGACAAAGAUGAUCAGAACGCAAGUGUUAAUGAAGAUCUGGAUGCACAUCAUGAAUCAGAGGAAGUGCCUACUGUUAGCCGCUGGAGUAAAUACAUUGAUCGAACAUCUGAAGAUCCAAAACAAGAGGAAGAUGAGAAAGAAGAAGAAAAUAUUUACAUGGAAAGAGAGACAUUCAGGAACCGAGGACCUAGAAAAAGAAAAUUGGUUUCCAAAUUAAAGUCUGUCGAUGCCCCUUCUGGUAACUUUGAGCACAAGGAGUCAUGGACAGGUUGUCUGGAUGAUAAAACUCGCCCAUACCAGCCAUCACAGCAUGACAGGAAGUUGAGUUCAUCAAGAAGUAGUGGACAUUUUUCUAAAUAUUCCAACCAUGACAAAGCAAAAGAUGUCUCCCCUAGCACACAUCUCCCAUCAUCCCCUCCGGCUGUUUCCGGCUACCAUACAGGCUCCACUGGUUACAAAUACACAGCGGCAAACUCUAAUAAAUACCAGCAAAACUCCUCACAUACCCAACCAGGAGCUGAUGUACCCAAACAUCUCCCCCUGCCCAGCAAGGUCAUUUCUGAACCUUCUUCUAAUCAAUCAUUUGAAUCCAAAUUGGGGAGCAAGGCUUCCAAAUGGAAUAAAUUCCUCGCUGUUGUCCCAACUCAAGAAGAAGAUGAUGGUGUGGAUGAUCAUUUAUCAACAGUGAUGCCUGAAUCAACAGACAUUCAUUAUCAAGAACUAAGAUGUCCACUGGUUGGGGACACAGAAACAGGAAGGCAGAUGUCUGUUGGUGGCGCUUGUGUGGAUGGAAAUUUCCACGGGAGUGCAUUUAGCUCUGAACAAGCCGUCUGCCAGCCUCCGCUAACCAAGAACUCUUGUCCUGGUCUUUCUUUAAACUCCAUGUUUUUUACUGAUGAAGACUUUGAUGACACAUUUUAA